This is a messenger RNA of Scophthalmus maximus (turbot), 8968 nucleotides long. It is a transcript of the gene notch1a, whose product is annotated as notch receptor 1a. Bases 250 to 7668 code for a protein of 2472 amino acids. NCBI's taxonomy places the organism in Eukaryota, Metazoa, Chordata, Actinopteri, Pleuronectiformes, Scophthalmidae. The transcript is spliced from 34 exons. Gene Ontology annotation, molecular function: signaling receptor activity; calcium ion binding; protein binding. Gene Ontology annotation, biological process: multicellular organism development; regulation of developmental process; heterophilic cell-cell adhesion. The record is from RefSeq and is a predicted model, not a curated record. Gene Ontology annotation, cellular component: protein-containing complex; plasma membrane.
AACUCGGAGAGCACCAGGUUAACAUCUAUGAAGUGAUUCCUCUUUAUGACCGGAGACUCUCUCUUUGGGCCCCCACCACUCUCUCUCUCUCUCUCUCUCUCUGUCGGAUUUAACUUUUUUUUUGUUGGGUUUGUUUGCCUUCCGGAGGAUAUUUUAUUUCAGGCCGACCUCUGGAGCGCGAACCCAACUGGUGGAUCUAUGAGAGCCCUACGCGGGAUUCAACGACGUCUGUGAAGCCGAAGAGGAGGAAUGUAUCGUUUCUUUGUGAAACUUGCACUCGUGAUUCCUGCCGUCGUCCUCGCACAAGGUCUAAAAUGCUCCUCACCCACUGAAUCAUGCCUGAACAGAGGAAGGUGUGAAGCCACCACGAAUGGAAAUGGGGAAUGCAAGUGUCCCAGUGACUACGUAGGCAGCAGGUGCCAGUACCCAAGCCCCUGCAGCCCUUCGCCCUGCCGAAAUGGUGGCGAAUGCCGGUCCGUUUCCCAUGGCAACACAUUUGAUUUCCGCUGCGUGUGCCGCCUGGGUUUCUCCGACCGGCUCUGCCUGACCCCCACCAACCAUGCCUGCAUGAGCUCCCCCUGUCGCAAUGGAGGAACGUGUGAUCUCAUUACCCUGACGACCUACCGCUGCCGCUGCCCACCUGGGUGGUCAGGCAAAACAUGCCAGCUGGCCAACCCGUGUGCUUCCAAUCCAUGUGCAAACGGUGGCCAGUGCUCGGCCUUCGAUUCCACCUACAUCUGCACCUGCCCACCUGCGUUUCACGGCCAGACCUGCAAGCAAGACAUCAAUGAGUGCGCUCAGACGCCCUCUCCCUGUGUCAACGGGGGCGUGUGUGUGAACGAGGUGGGCUCAUACCACUGCCGAUGUCCUCACGAGUACACCGGCAAGCACUGCGAGGCCCGGUACGUGCCAUGCAGCCCCUCGCCAUGCCAGAAUGGAGGCACCUGCGUGCAGAAGGGAGACACCACCUACGACUGUAGCUGCCUGCCAGGCUUCACAGGUCAGCACUGUGAGCAUAACAUCGACGAUUGUCCAGGCCACAACUGCCAGAAUGGUGGCAUGUGUGUGGAUGGUGUGAACACCUACAACUGCCAGUGCCCACCUCAUUACACAGGUCAGUACUGCACCGAAAAUGUGGACGAGUGUGAGCUGAUGCCCAACGCAUGUCAGAACGGAGGCACGUGCCAUGACACUCACGGCAGCUACCACUGCGUCUGCGUCAACGGGUGGACUGGCGACGACUGCAGCGAGAACAUCGACGACUGCGCCAGUGCCGCGUGUUACCACGGCGCAACCUGCCACGACCGCGUGGCUUCCUUCUUCUGCGAGUGUCCUCAUGGCCAGACAGGUUUGUUGUGCCACCUUGAUGACGCCUGCAUCAGCAACCCGUGUCAAAAGGGCUCCAACUGUGACACCAACCCGGUCAAUGGCAAGGCGAUCUGCACCUGCCCCCCGGGUUACACUGGGUCAGCCUGCAACCUGGACAUUGACGAGUGCUCCCUCGGUGCCAACCCUUGUGAACACGGUGGUCGCUGCCUCAACACCAAAGGCUCUUUCCAGUGCAAGUGUCUUCAGGGAUACGAAGGUCCUCGCUGUGAGAUGGACGUCAAUGAAUGCAUGUCGAAUCCUUGCCAUAAUGACGCCACCUGCCUGGACCAGAUCGGAGGGUUCCACUGCAUCUGUAUGCCAGGAUAUGAGGGUGUGUUCUGCAACAUCAACACAGAUGAGUGUGCCAGCCAACCUUGUCUCAACAAUGGCAAGUGCGUUGACAAGAUCAACUCCUUCCACUGCGAGUGCCCCAAAGGUUUUUCUGGGAAUCUGUGUCAGGUGGACAUUGAUGAGUGCGCCAGCACUCCCUGCAAGAAUGGAGCUAAAUGUACAGAUGGUCCCAACAAGUACACCUGUGAAUGUGCCGAAGGCUACACAGGGCAGCACUGUGAGAUUGACAUCAAUGAAUGCUACUCUGACCCCUGCCACUAUGGCACUUGUAAGGAUGGCCUUGCCUCCUUCACUUGCUACUGCCAUCCGGGCUACACCGGCCGCCUGUGUGAGACCAACAUCAAUGAGUGUCUGAGCCAGCCCUGCAAGAACGGUGGCACCUGCCAGGACAGGGAGAACACAUACAUUUGUUCGUGCCCCAAAGGCACUGCAGGUUUCCAUUGUGAGGUGAACCUGGACGACUGCAAGAGCAAACCCUGUGACUAUGGCAGAUGCAUAGACAAAAUCAACGGAUACGAGUGUGCGUGUGAGCCGGGCUACACAGGAUCAAUGUGCAACAUCAACAUCGAUGAGUGUGCCAUUAACCCCUGUCACAAUGGGGGCACAUGCGUUGACGGCAUCAACAGCUUCACCUGCCUGUGCCCAGAGGGGUACAACGACGCCACAUGUCUGUCUCAGGUGGACGAGUGUGGCAGCAACCCCUGCAUCCAUGGCCGGUGCCAGGACCUCAUCAAUGGCUACAAAUGUACCUGCGACUCGGGAUGGAGCGGGGCAAACUGCGACAUCAAUAACAACGAGUGCGAGUCCAACCCGUGCAUGAACGGCGGAACCUGCAAGGACAUGACCAGCGGAUACCACUGCACAUGCAGAGGCGGAUUUACUGGACCUAACUGCCAAACUAACAUCAACGAGUGUGCCUCCAACCCCUGCCUCAACCAGGGCACCUGCAUCGAUGAUGUGGCUGGAUACAAGUGCAACUGUUUGCUGCCCUACAUUGGUGAAAACUGUGAGACCCUGCUGGCCCCCUGCAGCCCCAGACCCUGUAAAAACGGUGGGGUAUGUAAGGAGUCUGAGGACUACCAGAGCUUCUCCUGCAUCUGCCCUGAGGGAUGGCAAGGUCAAACAUGUGAGAUCGAUAUCAACGAGUGUGUGAAGAGCCCAUGCCGCAAUGGUGCCGUUUGCCACAACACUAUGGGUGGCUACCAAUGCAAGUGCCUGCCAGGUUACUCUGGCCAGAAGUGUGAGACGGACAUUGACGACUGCAAGCCAAAUCCCUGCAGUAACGGUGGCCUGUGCCACGACAGCAUCAACGGUUUCACGUGUACCUGUCUGCCUGGGUUUCGUGGCGGCAGAUGCGAGCAGGACAUAAACGAGUGCGAGAGCAACCCCUGCAGAAACGGAGCCAACUGCACGGAUUGUGUGAACAGCUACACCUGCACCUGUCCGCCUGGCUUCAGUGGCAUCAACUGUGAGAUCAACACCAACGACUGCACAGACAGCUCUUGCUUCAAUGGUGGCACUUGCGUGGACGGAAUCAAUGCAUUCACCUGCCUGUGUCUCCCUGGAUUCACUGGCAGCUACUGCCAGUACGAUAUCAAUGAGUGUGACUCUAAACCGUGCCUCAAUGGAGGAACCUGUCUCGACAGUUAUGGGACGUACAAGUGCACCUGUCCCCAUGGCUACACGGGGGUGAACUGUCAGAAUCUUGUGCGCUGGUGUGACUCCUCCCCUUGUAAAAAUGGAGGUUCGUGCUGGCAGCAGGGAGCCUCAUAUACCUGCCAGUGCCAGACUGGAUGGACCGGCCUCUAUUGUGACAUCCCGAGUGUGUCCUGCGAGGUAGCAGCCAAACAGCAAGGUGUGGAGGUGGGUCACCUGUGCAGAAACUCAGGCCAAUGUUUGGACGCCGGGAACACACAUUACUGCCGCUGCCAGGCCGGCUACACCGGGAGUUACUGCCAGGAGCAAGUCGAUGAAUGCUCACCCAAUCCCUGCCACAAUGGAGCCACCUGUACUGAUUAUCUGGGAGGUUACAGUUGUGAGUGUCUCCCCGGCUAUCAUGGUGUAAACUGCUCCAAAGAGAUCAAUGAGUGUCAAUCCCAGCCCUGUCAGAACGGAGGCACCUGUAUCGACCUCAUCAACACAUACAAGUGCUCCUGUCCGAGAGGCACACAAGGUGUUCACUGUGAGAUUAAUCUGGAUGACUGCAACCCCUCCACGGACCCGCUGACCAAUGAGCCCAAGUGCUUCAACAACGGCAAGUGUGUGGACCGCAUUGGAGGCUACCAGUGUGUGUGCCCGGCCGGUUAUGUGGGCGAACGUUGCGAAGGUGAUGUCAACGAGUGUCUGUCAGACCCCUGUGACCCCAGGGGGUCCUACAACUGCAUUCAGCUCACCAACAGCUACCGCUGCGAGUGUCGCACUGGAUAUACAGGUCAGCGUUGUGAUAAAGUGUUUGAUGGCUGCAAAGGAAGACCCUGCAGAAAUGGCGGGACAUGUGCUGUUGCCAGUAACACCCCCCAUGGUUUCAUCUGCAAAUGUCCACCUGGCUUCACUGGCUCCUCCUGUGAGUACGAUUCUCGCUCCUGCGGGAGUCUGAAUUGCAGGAAUGGAGGUACGUGUGUAUCAGGCCACCUGGGCCCACGCUGCUUGUGCCCUCCAGCCUUCACUGGCCCGGAGUGCCAGACCCCCACCGACAGCCUCUGCAUCUCCAACCCAUGCUACAACGGCGGGACGUGCCAGAUCACCGCAGACGCGCCUUUCUUCCAGUGCAGCUGCCCCAGCAAUUUCAACGGCCUGCUGUGCCACAUCCUGGACUAUUCGUUUGUCGGGGGUUUCGGUCGGGACAUCACCCCACCUCCGGAAGUGGAGGUGAGCUGCGAGAUUCCUCAGUGUGACGAGUGGGCGGGCAACCACAUCUGCGAUUCGCUGUGCAACAACCACGCCUGCGGUUGGGACGGAGGAGACUGCUCGCUGAAUUUUGAUGAUCCGUGGCAAAACUGCUCUGCUGCACUGCAGUGCUGGCGUUACUUCAACGAUGGGAAGUGCGAUGGCCAGUGCAACAGCCCUGGAUGCCUUUACGAUGGCUUUGACUGCCAAGGACAGGAAGGCCAAUGCAACCCACUGUACGACCAGUACUGCAAAGACCACUACGCUGACGGUCACUGUGACCAGGGCUGCAACAAUGCAGAGUGUGAAUGGGACGGCCUGGACUGUGCGGAAAACAUGCCAGAGAAGCUGGCAGACGGGCACUUGGUUCUGGUGGUCCACAUUUCCCCGGAACAGCUUAAAAACCGCUCCUCUGCCUUCCUCAGAGAGCUCAGCAGCGUCCUCCACACCAACGUGGUGUUCCGCCGCGAUGCCAAAGGGGAGCCGAUGAUCUUCCCUUACUACGGCAAUGAACAGGACCUGGUUAAACACAACGUGCUGAAGCGCUCUGCGGACGGCUGGCCCGAGUGGGCUUCGAUGCCAGCCAACGUUUUGGGUCAGGUGAAGGAGCGGGUGUCUGCCAUGGUCAGCCCACGGAAACGCAGAGAGCUGGAUCCUGUGCAAGUCAAAGGGUCUGUGGUGUACCUGGAGAUUGACAACCGCCAGUGUUACCAGCAGUCUACCGAAUGUUUCCAGAGUGCCACAGAUGUAGCUGCCUUCCUUGGAGCACUGGCCACCAGUGGCAAUCUCAAUGUUCCCUAUAUUGAAGCUGUCACAAGUGUGAGACCCACUCCCUCCUCUUCGGAGCUCUACCCCAUGUAUGUGGUCUUCCUGGGCUUGGCAGCUUUGGGUUUCAUCUGCUUGGGCGUUCUGGUGUCUCGUAAGCGACGGCGUGAGCACGGCCAGCUCUGGUUCCCAGACGGAUUCAAAGUGUCUGAACCCAGCAAAAAGAAACGCAGAGAGCCCCUGGGAGAGGAUUCUGUUGGACUGAGGCCUAUGAAAAACUCAGACAUCAAUCUCAUGGAUGACAAUCAAAAUGAAUGGGGUGAUGAGGAUCCAGACUGCAGGCGCUUCAGGUUUGAGGAGCAGGCCAUGUUGGAUUUGAGUGACCAUACUGACCAAAGGAAAUGGACACAGCAGCACCUGGACGCAGCUGACCUACGUAUUCCAUCCAUUGCUCCCACACCUCCGCAGGGAGAGAUAGAGAAUGACUGCAUGGAUGUUAAUGUCAGAGGACCAGAUGGCUUCACUCCCCUGAUGAUCGCCUCCUGCAGCGGCGGAGGACUGGAGACUGGAAACAUUGAAGAGGAAGAGGAUCCCUCAGCAGAAAUCAUCUCUGACUUCAUUUACCAGGGCGCCAACCUCCACAACCAGACUGACCGCACCGGUGAGACUGCCCUCCACCUGGCUGCCCGGUACGCCCGCUCCGAUGCGGCCAAGCGCCUCCUGGAGUCCAGCGCCGAUGCCAACGUUCAAGACAACAUGGGCCGCACUCCGCUUCACGCAGCCGUGGCCGCAGAUGCACAGGGCGUGUUCCAGAUUUUGAUCCGAAACCGUGCCACUGAUCUUGAUGCCCGCAUGCAUGACGGAACAACGCCGCUGAUUCUGUCUGCCCGGCUGGCGGUCGAGGGCAUGGUCGAAGAACUCAUCAACUGCCACGCCGACGCUAACGCCACGGAUGAUUCUGGUAAAUCAGCUCUUCACUGGGCAGCAGCUGUAAACAACAUAGAGGCUGCCAUGGUGCUGCUGAAAAAUGGUGCCAACAAAGACAUGCAAGACAACAAGGAGGAGACACCGCUCUUCCUUGCAGCCCGUGAAGGCAGCUUCGAGACCGCCAAGGUUCUCCUGGAGCACUUUGCCAAUCGCGAGAUCACUGACCAUCUCGACCAGCUGCCCAGAGAUAUCGCCCAGGAACGCAUGCAUCACGACAUUGUCCGCCUCCUCGACGAGUAUAAUGUGGUUAGGAGUCCUGGGCUUCACCACGGCCCACUGAGCGCCUCCAGCCUCUCUCCACCUCUCUGCUCACCCAAUGACUACCUUAGCAACCUCAAGCCAACGCUUUCUGCCAAGAAGGUUCGCAAAAUUAGCUCUGGGGGAAAAGGAGGGAAGGAUGGGGGCAAAGAUAGUAGAGUGAAGAAGAAAAAGUCCCUGGAUGGGAAGAGUAAUUUGCUGGACUCGUCCGCUGUCCUUUCCCCGGUGGACUCCCUUGAGUCACCACAUGGCUACCUGUCUGAUGUGGCCUCUCCUCCCAUGACGUCACCCUUCCAGCAGUCCCCACCUAUGUCUCUAAAUCACCUACAAGGCAAUGGAGAGUCCCAUAUGAGCCAGAUGAUGUCUUUUGAUCUUAACCCACCCCGUCUCUCUCACCUGCCUGUGUCCAGCCCCGGUAGUCAGGGCACAGCUUCCAUAGGUGGAAGCAGAGGAGGCCAGUGUGACUGGGUCUCCAGGAUGCACCCAGGUGUAGGCCAGCAAGGAGGCUUCGCACAAGUGCCCCCCAUGUCCCACAGCAUAAUGGGUCCUCUGCAUGGCGUCAGCACUGCCACUCUAUCUCAGAUCAUGGGCUACCAGAAUCUGCAGACCAGCCACCUCAGCCCGUCCGCACACAUGAUGCAGCAGGCUCACUCACGGCAGCUCCAGCACCAGAACUCAAACUCCACCACAGCGGGCCAGUCCCUCAACCAGACCUUCCCCAACCUUGAGUUGAACGGAUCUGACAUGCAGCAGAACAACAUCUCGGGACGCUCCAUGUCAAUCCACACCGUAAUGCCACAGGAGACGCAAAUCCUCGGCAACCAGUUUCUCACCCCUCCCUCUCAGCAUAGCUAUUCUGGCCCCAUGGACAACACACCUAACCACCAGCUCCAGGUCCCCGACCACCCAUUUCUAACCCCCUCUCCCGGCUCCCCUGACCAGUGGUCCAGCUCAUCCCCACAUUCCAACAUGUCCGAUUGGUCAGAGGGCAUCUCCAGCCCGCCCACAAGUAUCCAUUCACAGAUGAAUCUGAUCCCAGACCAGUUUAAGUAGAGACUUGUUGAACUGGCCCUUAAAGUGGAAGAAAAUAUAUAAAUACAAAGAGAGUGACAAACCUGUCGGAGGACUGAAGAUGCUCCGUUUUCACCAUCAGUUUUUAUACUAACGAUAAGAACAGUUUUAAUAAUUUUGUAUUUAUUUAUGUGCUUUUUUUGACCUGAAAUAUAAAGAAGAUGCUUUUAUAUUUAUGCUUUUUUGAUUUUGUUUUGUUUUAUUAUGUAUGGGAAGAUUAGAAACUGUUUAAAAGGAGUGUAUAUCAGAAAAAUGACUCCUAGAUGUGUACACUGGCUAUUUAUUUGUGUAUUGUGUUGCUAUAUUCACUGGAUUCAGUUUAAUCUUGUGGUGCAUUGGUCUUCACAAUUUUAUUUGGGAUUUGCAUUGCAUUAUGUUUGUACAGACGUUUUUUAUUUCAAUAGAUUAUUUUAAAACAAAUUCAGUAUUAAUUAAUUAUAUUUUAACCUCUUUUGUCUUUUUAAGUGACACAGGUUUUGUUACUGAACUACAUUUCACUAAGUCUUAUCACUGAGUUUGAGGAUGUUCAUAUAUAUAUAUAUAUAUAUAUAUAUAUAUAUAUAUAUAUAUAUAUAUAUAUAUACAUUAUAUAAGUGGCACCUCUCAUAUUGUUGCCUAUGACACUGUCCUCUCUUGGCAACAUGUAAGAGAGCAACAGAGAUACUUUGGAGAUUUGGGACCUUAAAGCACAGAACAAACUUCACUACGCGACGCUUUAAACACGAGUGGAAAAUGCAUCUACAUCAACCUGAACCUGUUUCUGUUGAAUGAUGGUCUAGGCUGGGGAUGAAUUGACUUGUGACCAUUAAUGAUGCAACGACUGUUCCUUUUUUUCAUAUUGCAUCCCAAAUCAAUGAUUAUGAUGACAAUGUUGGACCUGUUAAGUGUUAAAUUUGCAGACCCGCUGUCGAAAAGCGAAAAUGUUACAUUUGCCACAGUUUAAAAAUAGUGCCAGUGUGAUUUUUGUUUUUCCUAAGAAAAGCAAUGUAUUUGUGAGAUUUCUUGUAUAAAAAAAAGUCUUCAAGGUGGAGAACGUUGUUUGUGAAAGAACUGGGACCUUUGUGUGUCAAUGACAUCGCCUGCACUUUGUAAAGGAGUGCGGUAUAAUAUGUCUAAAUGUCAUGUUUUAUAAACUAAUCCAGAGAUAAAGAUGAUUUUUAAGAGAAGGUGUAAUUCAACAAUAAUUGUUCAUGCAAAGUUGUAGUUUGCAAAGUAUUUCCUGAUUCAAAAUGUUUUUGUAAAAAUUGUCUUGAUUCAAUAAAAGCUGCUGUCAAGCAUUAAA